CAACAUUCUAUUCCCCAGCUAUACAAAUUUACGCAUUCUUGCCUGUACCGAGGGCAAUUGAACCGAAUAUUACCGCCUUGAUAUUCGAGACAUCUAUUAUAUCCCGUUUAUCCGCUCCAAAAUGGACCCCACGGCGCAGCUCGACCUCUCCAAACUGAGUGAUGCCGAUAAGAAGGAAUUGAACCAAUUCUUGACCAACGAGGCCCAGAAGUCGAAUAUCCAGCAGACCGUUCACCACCUCGCGGACGUUUGCUGGAAGAAGUGCAUUACCGGAAAGGUCUCCUCGGGACGUUUGGACCGGACAGAAGAGGCCUGCGCACAGAACUGCGUCGAAAGAUGGAUGGACACCAACCUGUCCGUAUUGAAGCAUUUGGAGGCUCUUCGCGGACAGUAAAUUCUGAUAGGUUACUGGCUGUAUGAGACAUUGAUGAAUUUUAUUGCUUGUCAUGUUGAAAAUCGGGAUGUGGGCAUUUGCCACUAUAUGAACGAUCCAGUAUGGGACUGGAACUUGUAUAAAUAGAGAAACAUCACGCUACUAUUGUAUGGAGUAUUAACAAUCAUACCUACAUUGAGGAU
This is a messenger RNA of Aspergillus glaucus CBS 516.65, 576 nucleotides long. RefSeq names its product Tim10/DDP family zinc finger protein. The coding region runs from base 122 to 394 and encodes 90 amino acids. The record is from RefSeq and is a predicted model, not a curated record. NCBI's taxonomy places the organism in Eukaryota, Fungi, Ascomycota, Eurotiomycetes, Eurotiales, Aspergillaceae. The transcript has 2 exons.